GGAAUUGCAUUAUACAAUAUGCUGUAAAAUCUUAGGUUUUCAAACUUUGACUUGAGUUUAUAGAAUUGGCAAUUAGGAAAAAAUCUUAAUAUCCUAGUAUUGGUAUAAAAUGGGAAAAAUUGAACCGAGUUGGCAAAUUUGACCUUAAAAAUAACCAAAAGAUAACCAAAAAAAGUGGAAAAUCUUGCUUGAAGCAAGUCUUGUGCAGUGACUAACUGGAAAUUGCCAUUUUUUUUCCCCAGAAACCAUCUGUUAUGUCACUAGUGAAUGCAGGAACCAGUUAGUCAUUUUAAAUGUGCUGGUUAGGCGCUGCUCCAAUUGAAUUAUUGUGUGAUCAAAGUAAUGUUUGUGUCCUCACAUCCCACAAACUUAACUACAGUUGAAUCUCUGUGAACUCUUAAUAACGAUAAGAAUUUCAGCGUUAGUGUGAGUGGUGAUAGUGGUCACGUUCACAUCCAAAUGGGGAAUUUCCCACGGGUUUGACGGCACAGACUGUAGCGAACAAUGAAAAGAACCUUUUCUAUUCAUUCUGCUUCCUGUGAGCAAAUAUUCUAUUCCUCGUUGUGUGUAACAAAAUCCUUCCAAGUGCAAGGUAGCUAUAACAAAAAUGUAUUUAUCGACAGCAAUAUUUACCCUACCUGUAAUUCAUUAUCACCUCUCUUAUUCUAGUUCCGAACAGGACCUGCUGUUUGUUCUCUUCUGCACAGAACGAGAGACGGACAUGAUGAAACUAUCAGCUUUGAGCGAAGGCGUAGGGUUUAUGUCACAUGGAAUAUUUAUUGUGUAGUUUAGCUCUGGAAACAUUGUUAAAAGUAUUGCUCCUUAUUUGCUGUUCCAAAUUGGAAUCAUAAAUGUAAUUAGCUACCAGCUUUCUUUGAAUAGAUGUCCAUAUAUUGAUGUAUGGGUUACUUGUAAUGAGCUAGAAUCACAGUUUUUGAGAAUUCUGAGCUCUUUUUGAGUUGGUCCUGUGGUUGAUGCCCGUCCCUUCUCAACUUCCUUGUUCCCUUUUUUGACAUUUACAGUAAAGCCAAGAGAGGUUCAUAAAUUGACAUUAAGUGUAGAGGGCAGCUGGUUAUUUUUUCCCCCAAUAUUUCCAGAGAAAUGCGAGAUAAAGCAGAUGAAUAUGCAUCUAAUAUGUUUUUUUCUGCACUACUUGCACUUCCCUCAAUGCCGUUUUUUAUUUCGGUAUAUUAAUCUGAUGUACAUGUAUCGGAGCAUCUUUGUCAUAUCUAUGAAACAGCUCUUUCUCAAGUAUCUAAUCACAGCAGAAACUAGGAAAGUUUUUCACACUCUUCUGUAGAAAGUGUGCAGUGGAGAAAGACUUAACAACUUCCUAGAAUAAUGAAAGCGUUUAGGCUGCAUUAUAUUCCCUGAGGCAGAAAAUCAAAGCUGUUCUGACAGCCAGUUGUGUUCUGUGUGAUGAGAACAGAGAAACGUGUCUCAGGGUAAGGCUCUGCCCAUCUCCAGCAGGGCCAGCCCUCAGCAGGAGCCCAGGGUGAAGCAGAAUAGGGCAAACAUGUCUUGUACUAUGUAAUAAUUUCUCCUUCUGAUGCUUAGUCCGUAAGUCCUAUGUGUCUCUUUCCCCAGGGCUGCCUGGUAUCAGUGUAGAGCAUGUGAGUUCCUUCUGGUGAAGAUUGUAAGUGCUCAGUGUUGAGUACAGUGUCAAAGGUUGUGCUGCCAAGGACAGGUCAGGAUGCGUGUUCAUGUCUGAGAACUGGAAUAAGGGGGAAUCUACCUGGCUCUUCUCCCAAACCAAAACCAAUUCAGAUGGAGAACUAGUAGGAAUUCUGGAGGUAGAAGGCCAAAUCCCAGUGCUUGUGCAUCCCGUGCAAAAAAAGCAAGCACAGUGGGGGAAAAGAAGUGUUUUCCCAGCUCAGCAAUCUAGGGUGAUACCACUGAAGGAACAUUACCCUUCAGUAUAACCUGGUCUGAUCUGGAAGUGCAGGAAAUCAACAAAGAGGAUCAUCGCUCCAGAUUGCAGUUCUGGAAUUGGCAAUAGUUGCAGCGCUUCUAGCAGCAAGGAACUCGCAGCACAGGGACUGAAGACUUGUGGGGAUGCAGGUAUGCUCUGUUCUUGGGAAACUCAGUCCUACAAUUCUUGUGGGGGGAAAGAAAAUAAGAGAAAAGAGUCCCUGUUUGUAGUAUCAAAUUUGUUACGUGCUGGUGCCUUGUUUCAAUGACUACUGCUAGUGCAGUAGUUCAUCGUGCUGGGGUAACAUGACUGCCUUUAUUUGGUUUUGGAAGCUCUUGAGCCUUUUCUGACCCACAAGUCUGAUGUUAAUGUCAUAUAUUCAUGACAUGGAUUGCUGUGAGACUUCCGAAAGAUUGUGCUAACCCUUUCCCGUUUUCAAACAGAGGCAGCUCCUCUUAGACAUACAGCGUCUUACACAUCAAAAGAGCACAGAUGAAAUCAUAUGAGAGAGUGCAAGAGCCCCCAGUUGGGAGGAGUUAGAUAAACACUCACCAAUAACCUGCCUACGUUAAACCUUUUCCAGAAUGCGUGAGUCUGAGAGAUAAAGGGAACUAUAAAGGGUGAAGCAGCUAGCAGGGCACCAGACCAAACUGCCCACAGCUCCUGAAAGGUGGUGGCCCAGAUUUGAAGAGGUGCUUUUAGAAGGAACCAGUAUGGAGCCUGAGGAGUACAGACGGAGAGGUGAGUGAUCCUCUGCUCUUGGAAACAGGUAGAAUUUGCUCGCGGAGAACAACUGUUGUAGGGCUGGGAGUGGUACCCAGAAAUGGGCUGCAUACUCUUUAUUUGCACACAUGUCCGUGAGACAGAUCUGCUGGUGCUGAUACAAAAAUGUGUCCCACAGCUGAGUUUAAAUUAAUGGAUUUAGAGUCAGUGGAUGGCUUAGGCUUUUUGGUCUUACAUGUAAAAUACUGCGGGAAAACCGCAAAACUAUGAUUCUGAAUAAACUUGUGCUAAGGGAUUAUGCACAGUGGCUCUUCUCUGGCUGACACCAUGAAACUUCAGUGAUACCGGCACAGUUCUGGACAUGGGGAACAUGCUUUAGUUCAAGACAGGAGGAGAUUACUUUUUCUCCGCUUUUUAGGCAUAGAGCUGUGAAGCUGUUUUCAGAGGAUGCAAAAGGGGUAUGUUGUAAUGACAGGGAAACGUGAGGCAUUAUGAAAAUUUUAUUUCCAUGAAAUGCAGUUUCAGUUAAUUUGUAAGCAAGAAAAUGUCUGUCCUCUCAGUAAUCAAACUCUACUUGUACCAUGAUUGUAUUUUAGAGGUACCUUUGAACUAUUCAAUGAUGACGCUGAAAUAACCCUGUGAAGCUGUUUUGUCCCCAUGAAGCCUGUUCUAGAAGCCGUGUCUCUACAUUGUUAGAUGGGACACGCAGGGUGUAGGACAGCUGGUCCCUGUGGCUGUCCGGGGAGCUGUAUUCCAAGCUCCCUCUGAUGCUAAUGACAGAUGUGUGAAGUGCUCUUGGUUUUCCCCGCAGUGGCAACUCAAAGCGCUGCUUUGCCUCUUCCAGGGAAAGAGAUGGUGGAUUAUAUUUGCCAGUACCUGAGCAAUGUGAGAGAGAGACGGGUGACUCCUGAUGUGCAGCCAGGUUACAUGAGAGCCCAGUUGCCGGAUUCUGCCCCAAUGGACCCAGACAGCUGGGACAACAUCUUUGGAGAUAUAGAGAAGAUUAUUAUGCCUGGGGUAGUCCAUUGGCAAAGCCCACACAUGCAUGCCUACUUCCCAGCUCUUACUUCCUGGCCUUCGCUCCUUGGAGAUAUGUUGGCUGAUGCAAUUAACUGCUUGGGAUUCACAUGGGCGUCCAGUCCAGCCUGUACAGAACUGGAGAUGAAUGUGAUGGAUUGGAUGGCUAAAAUGCUGGGCCUUCCAGAUAAAUUCCUGCACCACCAUCCCGACAGUGUGGGCGGAGGAGUAUUACAGAGCACUGUGAGCGAAUCGACGCUGGUUGCGCUGCUAGCAGCACGGAAAAACAAAAUUCUGGAAAUGAAGAUUUCUGAGCCAGACACUGAUGAGUCCUCACUCAAUUCUCGCCUCGUUGCGUACGCAUCUGAUCAGGCACAUUCUUCUGUAGAGAAGGCUGGCUUGAUUGCUCUUGUGAAGAUGAAAUUUCUGCCUGUGGAUGAGAACUUUUCCCUCAGAGGUGAAACUUUGAAGAAAGCCAUUGCAGAAGACAGAAAGAAAGGCCUAGUGCCAGUCUUUGUUUGUGCAACUUUGGGUACAACAGGUGUCUGUGCUUUUGACAAUCUCUCAGAGCUGGGUCCAAUUUGCGAUGCUGAGGGACUCUGGCUUCAUAUUGAUGCUGCAUAUGCAGGAACAGCAUUUGUAUGUCCUGAGUUCCGAUUGUUCUUGGAUGGAAUUGAAUAUGCAGAUUCCUUUACUUUUAACCCUUCUAAAUGGAUGAUGGUCCAUUUUGACUGCACCGGAUUUUGGGUUAAGGAUAAAUACAAGUUACAUCAAACCUUCAGUGUUAACCCUGUCUACCUCAGACAUCCCAACUCAGGAGCUGCUGUUGAUUUCAUGCACUGGCAAAUUCCACUGAGUCGUCGAUUUCGUUCUUUGAAGCUGUGGUUCGUGAUUCGAUCAUUUGGGGUGAAAAAGCUUCAAGCUCAUGUCCGACAUGGUACUGAAACAGCCAAAUUCUUUGAAUCCUUGGUUAGGAGUGACCCACUUUUUGAAAUUCCUGCCAAGAGACAUCUUGGACUGGUUGUAUUUCGUCUAAAGGGUCCCAACUGGCUGACAGAAAAACUCCUGAAAGAACUAAGCAGUUCUGGCAAGCUCUUCCUUAUUCCAGCAACCAUUCAUGACAAGUUCAUCAUUCGCUUUACUGUAACAUCUCAGUUCACAACCAGGGAAGAUAUUCUGCAAGACUGGAACAUCAUUCAACACACUGCAGCACAGAUCGUUAGCCAGAAUUACGGGCUGCACUGCAUCAAUUCUGGUGCUGGGGCAAGAAUCCCUAAUAUGAUAGUUAAGCCUAGUUCUGAUGCCAUUAGUAAUGCUUCUCAGCUUUAUCUAGAUGAAGGGAAACACAAAAUACCUUCCAGAAAAACAGAAGUUCAGCCUAAGAAGUUAGCAGAGAGUCCCAGUAUGUGUGUGAUUAGUCAACAAGUGAAAGGUCAAGGGGAUCCUCUAGAUGACUGUUUUCCAGAAGAUGUCCAAGAUGUUACCAAAAACAAGUUAACCUCUUUUUUAUUUAGUUAUUUAUCAGUUCAAGGCAAGAAAAAGACAGCACGUUCCCUUAGCUGCAACAGUGUGCCAAUGACUGGCAGUCUUGAGCAAUGUAACCCCAAAGCAGCAGCCACUGACAAGAAGGAGUCCCGUGCAAAUGCCAAAAUUCUUUCCAGGCUGCCUGAAGAGGUGAUGAUGUUCAAAAAAAGUGCCUUCAAAAAACUAAUUAAGUUCUACAGUGUCCCAAGCUUUCCGGAGUGUAGCAUUCAGUGUGGCCUUCAGCUGCCUUGUUGUCCUCUGCAAGCCAUUGUUUAACGAGAGUCUGGUCCUUAUGACGUCUCCAGGUAGAAAGAGAACCAAAGUUUGCUUAUUCAUAUGCAAUACUACGUGUUAUUUUGUUCAAUAUGUAAGCAGUGGCAAUGAUCACUGUGGAAAUUCCUGUGCUUUUACUGGUGGAAACCUCGUGUAUUUAUAUAUUAAAAUGUCAAAUAAAUCUUGUAGGCACGUAACAUGAAACUCUCUGGUUUGUAGCCUGUGGUAAGGAAAAUGCUGAUUUCGGCCUUAUCAUUCCUGGUAAUGGACAGUUUCUAGCUGGUAAGCUAAAACCACUUUGACAAAUAUGCUGGCCUCAGUAUGUGAUAAACAAUUUAGUUCUCUAUUUGCACCAUGAAUAUAUUUUUUUUUAAUAGCUUGAUUUAAACUCUCUAGACUGAGGAUCUGUAUGUGUAGUCAAUGCCAACAUCAGUUCUGAGCUGUGCAAAGAAAAGGGUGUAAGCUCUCUAAGAGAUUUUGCUUUAUUAGGGGAAUUUUAAAACACCCAGAGUUUAGAAACACAGCAGCCCUACCAUUCCAUCUGUGCUGAUCGGUUACAGUGCACAGGAGGCUUCACGCAAGCAUGUUUCCCUUGCUGAGCAUGCGUGGCCUUUCUCAGCAUUACCUAAGGUCCGUACAACACAAAUGCACGACAAAGAGAGUAGGAAUGAUAUUCUAUCCUUUCUCAUCACAGAACUAAAGGAUGUUACAUAAGAAACGGUCUCUAUGCAGCACAGAGACAUUGCUACAAUGGACAAAUGAUUUACAUAUUUUUCAAGAAU
This is a messenger RNA of Columba livia (rock pigeon), 6231 nucleotides long. It is a transcript of the gene HDC, whose product is annotated as histidine decarboxylase. Gene Ontology annotation, biological process: histamine biosynthetic process; L-histidine catabolic process. Lineage: Eukaryota; Metazoa; Chordata; Aves; Columbiformes; Columbidae. The transcript has 11 exons. The record is from RefSeq and is a predicted model, not a curated record. Gene Ontology annotation, cellular component: cytoplasm. Gene Ontology annotation, molecular function: pyridoxal phosphate binding; histidine decarboxylase activity. Bases 3416 to 5452 code for a protein of 678 amino acids.